AUGACUGCCUCGUGGCUGCUCUCUGCUCUCGCCUUUGCGCUCCUCUUGGUCAGGCCGGGCGCAGCCUGGUCCUACCACACCUCCCCGGUGACCUUGACCUUUGACGAGGCCAGCGCCUACUGCCAGCAGCACUACACCCACCUGGUGGCCAUCCAGAACCAGGAGGAGAUCCAGCACCUGAACUCCGUCCUCAACCACUCGACCAGUUACUACUGGAUCGGGAUCCGCAAGGUGGAAGGCCAGUGGGUGUGGAUCGGCACUGGGAAGCCCCUGACGGAGGAGGCCGCCAACUGGGCGCCCGGCGAGCCCAACAACAAGCAGGCGAACGAGGACUGCGUGGAGAUCUACAUCCGGCGGCCGCUGAACCCCGGCCAGUGGAACGACGAGCGGUGCAGCAAGCGCAAGCUCGCCCUGUGCUACACAGCUGCCUGCACCCCGGCCUCCUGCAGCGGCCAUGGCGACUGCGUGGAGACCAUCAACAACUACACGUGCCAGUGCCACCCCGGCUUUCGUGGCUCCCAGUGCGAGCAGGCGGUGACCUGCCCGGCCCUGGACGCCCCUGAGCACGGGCGCCUGGAGUGCACCGGGCCCUGGGGAAGCUCCGGCUACAACACCUCCUGCACCCUGAGCUGCAGGGAGGGCUACCGGCCCCGCGGCCCCCGCGCCACCCGCUGCACCGCCUCCGGGGCCUGGAGCGCGCCCCUGCCGGCCUGCGAGGAGGUCCGGUGCGCCCCUGUGACACCGCCUGCCCACGGCUCCGCCGCCUGCUCCCAGGACCCCGGGGCAUUCCCGGGGAGCACCGUCCCGGGGAGCACCGUCCCGGGGAGCACCGUCCCAGGGAGCACGGUCCCAUGGAACACCAGCUGUGCCUUCCACUGCGAGGCCGGCUUCAAGCUCGUGGGGGCCCCGCGCCUCCGGUGCACGGCGGCCGGGCGCUGGGACCACGAGGAGCCCACGUGCACAGCCCUGACCUGCGCCGCCCCGGACGCCCCUGCGCACGGCUCGGUGAGCUGCAGCCUCUCCCCCGCCGGGGAGCUGGCCUCCGGGUCCGCCUGCAGCUUCGCCUGCGAGGACGGCUUCGUGCUGCGGGGGCCCGCCCGCCUGGACUGCACCGCGCAGGGGCGGUGGGCGCAGCCGGCCCCGCGCUGUGAGGCUUCCCCGUGCAAAGCCCCCUCUAGGCCUGAGAGGGGCCACGUGAGCUGUCCCCCCAGCGCUUCUGGAAGCUUCCAGCCCGGGGCCAGCUGUGCCUUCUCCUGCGAGCAAGGCUUUGUGCUGUCAGGACCCGCAAGGCUCCAGUGUGGCCCCAUGGGGCAGUGGGAUGGCCCGGAGCCCACGUGUGAAGCUGUGCGAUGCGACCCCGUGCCCCCGCCCCGGGGCGGCUGGGUGCGGUGCCGCCACGCCCCUGCCGGGGAGCUCACGCCCAGCUCCUCCUGCGCCUUCGGCUGCCAGGACGGCUUCCGGCUGCAGGGGGCAGCUCGCCUGGAGUGCACGGCCCGGGGACAGUGGACACGGGAGGCCCCCUCCUGCCAAGUGGUGCGAUGCUCACGCCCGGCGGCGCCCGGCAAGCUGGCCGUGAGCUGCGACGGGGAGCUCGUGGUCGGCGCUGAGUGCACCUUCGCGUGCCCCGAGGGAUGGACGCUCAACGGCUCGGCGGCGCUGACGUGCGGAGCCGCAGGACACUGGUCCGGGAUGCCGCCCGCCUGCGAAGCCCCAGCCCCGUCCAGCCUGCCCCUGGCCAUCGGGCUCUCCGUAGGGGGGACCUCCCUCCUGACAGCCUCGUCCUUCCUGCUCUGGCUGCUGAAGCGCCUUCGGAAGAAAGCAAAGAAGUUUGUUCCCGCCAGCAGCUGCCAAAGCCCUCCCUCCGACGGAUCCUACCAGACGCUAAUUUAA
Molecule: messenger RNA, 1890 nt
Organism: Pipistrellus nathusii (Nathusius's pipistrelle)
Lineage: Eukaryota; Metazoa; Chordata; Mammalia; Chiroptera; Vespertilionidae
Source: the annotation of a GenBank genome assembly